AUGCCCUUGGAGGAGGCAGUUGGGAGCAUCUUUGAGGCAGGCCGGGUUCCAUCUGAGAAUGACCAGAUGCAGCUCUCAAUAGAUGUCAAGGAAGAAGAGGAGGGAGAUGCAAGUCUGCUAGAGGAAGGUCAUCUGAAUGAGGAGGCCACCAGACAGACCUUAUCAGAAAGAGCUGAGAGUGAGGAGCUGAAAGAGAAUUUCUGGAAUCCAGAUGUACCAGAAAACCAGGAAGAAAACCUCACAGAAAACAGGAUGGAUGAAUCCUUUCCUUGUCAGGAUGAGGGCUUUCAUGAAUUCACCGUGCAACCAGCAAAGCAAGCAGACAAGAUAAGGAACCAAUAUCUCGAUGUUAAUUGGGAACUCCCCCCAGAGGAGACAUUGGACCAAAAUCAGGGGUUGUGUUCAGAAAGUGAAACACUCUGGAAAGGAGAGAAACGUUAUAAAUGCUCAGAAUGUGGAAAGAGUUUUAGCAAGAGCACACACCUGAUUAGACAUCAAAUCAUGCACACUGGGGAGAGAGGAUACAAAUGCUCCGAAUGUGGAAAGACCUUCAAUCAGAGCGCACACUUAACUUCCCAUCAAAUAAUCCACACAGGAGAGAAACCAUAUAAAUGUUCCGAAUGUGGGAAAAGUUUCAACAAGAGCACCAACCUGAUUAGGCACCAGAGGAUGCACACGGGAGAGAAGCCGCAUAGCUGUUCAGACUGUGGCAACCACUUCUCAGAUAAAUCAAGCCUUAUUCAGCAUCAGAGAGUGCAUACAGGCGAGAAACCAUUUAAGUGCUUGGAAUGUGGAAAGAGGUUCAGUCACAGGGGAAGCCUUCGUGCACAUCAGAGACUCCACACAGGGGAACGACCCUAUACGUGCUCAGACUGCAGCAAGAGCUUCUGUGAUCAGUCCAGUCUUAUUAGGCACAAGAGAAUCCACACAGGGGAGAAGCCAUAUAAAUGCACAGAGUGUGGCAAGAGUUUCAGCCAGAGCACAAACCUUACUUUACAUCAAAGAAUGCAUGCCAGGGGUGGGGAGGAACUGCCCCAUGAUCCUCCCCAUCCACUUACCAGUGAGAUAGCUGUGUUAGCCUUGUGGCACCUUUGAAAACGACUUUGAAAACUAUUGUACUGUCAGGAAUUAGAGUCCCUUUAACCAGGUACAUAUGCAUGGUUGAAUAAAUCGGCCCUGCAUCAAGUUUACUUGGUAUUUGAGGCUAGGAAAGAAUUUCUGUGAAACAGAGCCCUUUCUGUGUUUCCCUAUUCUGUGUAGAACUGCCUGACUAAAGCUUUGAGGUAGUUUUCGUUUUGUAAAUUUUAAUAGUUUAAUUGUAAUUUGGAAGGUAAACUUUCUUGGAGUUGCUUUUGGAUUGAAACCCAAGGCAUAAUAAAAUAUAAAAUAAUUAAACUGUUUACAUUUUACUGGCUGUUGAAAGUAUUUCAGUUGGAGCAGGUGUCUAAAUUUGCAUAUGAGAACCAGUGCAGGAAAAAUGAAAUCAAUAAAGCUCUUUCCCGUGCAGCAAGUGUCUUGUUAGAGAAACGUAGUGCAAAAUAAGUCAGUACAUAAGAAGGAAAAUAAACUGGCAGAAACUUGUAUCAAAACAUGAGAGAGAAGGAAGCAGAGUGAGAUGAAAUCCACUCCAUCCCAGGAAUCAAGUACCAAAAAUUACAGACCCACAGGGUCAUUGUUUUCUGUCUGGGGUGAGAUUUCUGCAUUUCUGAUUCUAUUACAUUACUUAUUGGAUGUCCUAUUCUGUUGAUUGCAUUGAUCUUCUUGGUGAUCCAUCUUGAUUCUCAGUGAGAAAGACAGACUAUAAAUGAUUAAUGAAAUUGUUGAAUUUGCACUCUGCUCUUUUCUGGUUAGCAGAAGGAAGGUUGAGGAACAAGUGGGUAUGGAUCACCUCCCUUGUGCGCAGCCAAACAGUACUCUAGAAAUUCAGAUGACCCUGGCAUAGUGGAAAGUCCCGAGUUAUCCCUGGACCAUAGAGCCUCAAGAGGCCAAGAGCAGAGUGGACCUUAUUCCAGACAGGAUGAGAAGGGAAGUUUGCUGGGGUUGGGGAAAAACAGGUCAUGAAAACUUGGUUGAGGAAGGAGGCCAUUUUCUACAUAUAUCUUUACGGGGAGGAAGGCACCUUCACAGCUCAGGAAAACAGCAGUGAGGAGCACUUGGUCCUGAGAAAGCAAGGAAGUAUCUCUAAAUACUGAAACCAAAGUAGUGAAUGAGCCAGAAUAAAUGCAACUUAAUUUCCAUCUUCAGAGAUAAGGGGGAAAGGAUGCGCCUUUAUUCCAAUUUCUUGUACCCUUGCUCAGUUGUGUUUACCAGUGCAGUAUGUGUGUGUGUGCUUUUAAUUUGUUCAUUAAACAACUUUUCAUUUUAUGUA
This is a messenger RNA of Sphaerodactylus townsendi, 2368 nucleotides long. Its product is annotated as zinc finger protein 239-like. Gene Ontology annotation, biological process: regulation of transcription by RNA polymerase II. Gene Ontology annotation, molecular function: RNA polymerase II cis-regulatory region sequence-specific DNA binding; DNA-binding transcription factor activity, RNA polymerase II-specific. The coding region runs from base 1 to 1095 and encodes 364 amino acids. The record is from RefSeq and is a predicted model, not a curated record. The transcript is spliced from 2 exons. Lineage: Eukaryota; Metazoa; Chordata; Lepidosauria; Squamata; Sphaerodactylidae.